Messenger RNA from Betta splendens (Siamese fighting fish), 3866 nucleotides. RefSeq names its product GNAS complex locus (gene gnas). The transcript has 12 exons. Gene Ontology annotation, biological process: sensory perception of chemical stimulus; adenylate cyclase-activating dopamine receptor signaling pathway. The record is from RefSeq and is a predicted model, not a curated record. The coding region runs from base 846 to 1985 and encodes 379 amino acids. Gene Ontology annotation, cellular component: heterotrimeric G-protein complex. Lineage: Eukaryota; Metazoa; Chordata; Actinopteri; Anabantiformes; Osphronemidae. Gene Ontology annotation, molecular function: mu-type opioid receptor binding; GTP binding; G-protein beta/gamma-subunit complex binding.
GGGGGGACCAGCCGAGACAGUCGCGUUGAGUUUUCGAGCUGCUCCGACUUUUUGUUUCACGCGAAGAAUGAGAAGGACUCGGUGCCGGAUGACGACGGAAGCGGCGAGAAUGUCACACAUGCAGCUGGUUUGGGUGUAAAUACGGGUUUCCUCCCUUCUGCCCCGCUGGGCCCCGACGAACGCACGACCGCUGGGGAGGCGAAGGACGCGAGGAGCGAGGAGCGAGGCACCUCUGGAAGUGUUCGUCAUGACGGGAGUCGUGGACGCGAGCCGCGCCGCGGCACGGACUGGCUUCACGGACGCGCCGAGCUCGGCUCCUUGUCGCGGGCGGCAGUGAGACGCGAGACCCGGGCUCCGGGCGAUGCAAAUGCGGCUGAGCGCUCCGCCGCGGCUCGAGGAGAACCCCCGAUCUUGGGCGCGCGGACGCACGUUGUGAGUCGGCCCCCCCUUCGCUAGCGCGCGCGCGCGCGCACGGCGACGGAGGUGGGAGCGGGGGGGGCGGGGGGUGCUCGUCGAGCUAAAGUGUGCCGCACGUGAAGCGGCGUUCGGCGAGCCGAGAAGGCGGCCUCGGCGUCAGCACCAGUAUCCUGCCCGUUCUCCGACGCCGAAAGACGCGCUAUGGACACUUAAUCCGCACGGUGCUGCGCCGCGGACGGUUCUGGAGCAACCCGGCGACGGUGGGCGGCGUUACUGCCAAAUCUGCGGCUCGAGCGAGGGACCUAGACCGGUUUAGUUGAUUGAAUCAUUUCCCUCUUCCACCUCCAGUUUUUUCUCGUCCUUUUUUUUUCCACCUCCUCCUCCCUCGGACCCCCUUAUUUCCUCUCCCUUUUUUUUCUUGCGAGAAGAUGGGUUGUUUGGGCAACAGCAAGACUGAAGACCAGAGAAAUGAGGAGAAGGCACAAAGAGAAGCAAACAAAAAGAUAGAGAAGCAGCUCCAGAAGGACAAGCAAAUAUACCGAGCGACACACAGGCUACUGCUUUUAGGAGCUGGAGAGUCAGGAAAGAGCACCAUUGUAAAACAGAUGCGGAUCCUCCAUGUUAAUGGCUUCAAUGCAGAGGAGAAGAAGCAAAAAAUUCAGGACAUCAAAAAUAAUAUUAAAGAGGCUAUUGAGACUAUAGUCACAGCUAUGAGCAACCUGACACCGCCAGUGCAGUUGGCAAGCCCAGAGAACCAGUGCCGGAUCGAAUACAUCCUCAACCUGGUCAGCCAGAAGGACUUUGAGUUUCCAUCUGAGUUUUAUGACCAUGCCAAGACGCUGUGGCAGGAUGAGGGGGUCCGGGCAUGCUACGAGAGGUCCAACGAGUACCAGCUAAUUGACUGUGCACAAUACUUUCUAGACAAGAUUGACAUUGUGAAACAGAAUGACUACACUCCGACUGAUCAGGACUUGCUGCGGUGCAGAGUACUAACUUCUGGGAUCUUUGAGACAAGAUUCCAAGUUGAUAAAGUUAACUUCCAUAUGUUUGAUGUUGGUGGUCAACGGGACGAACGCCGGAAAUGGAUUCAGUGCUUUAACGAUGUGACAGCUAUCAUUUUCGUUGUGGCCAGUAGCAGUUACAACAUGGUGAUCCGAGAGGACAAUCAGACCAACCGUUUACAGGAGGCCCUUAACCUCUUUAAGAACAUCUGGAACAACAGGUGGCUGCGGACCAUUUCUGUCAUCUUGUUCCUAAAUAAACAGGACCUGCUUGCAGAGAAGGUGCUGGCAGGCAAAUCCAAAAUUGAGGAAUAUUUCCCAGAGUUUGCUCGCUACACUACCCCAGAUGAUGCGACACCAGAGCCUGGAGAGGAUCCACGUGUUACAAGGGCAAAGUACUUCAUAAGAGACGAGUUCCUGAGGAUCAGCACAGCAAGCGGGGAUGGGAGGCACUACUGUUAUCCCCACUUCACCUGCGCCGUAGACACAGAGAACAUUCGCCGCGUCUUCAACGACUGUCGAGACAUCAUCCAGCGGAUGCACCUGCGGCAAUAUGAGCUGUUGUGAUUGGAGAGAAAUCAUGUUCAUCCAGAAUCACAAAAUCAGACUAGACUGUGAUAAACUCUGACCCGAGUCUCUGAACUCCCCUCUUCCAUAGAAGUGAGCUCUUGUGAAGGAGUGGAGGCCAAAAUGAGUGCGCGCACACACACACAGUUUACACUGAACCCUGACCUUUCUCUGAUACUACUAUCUGCAGUAUAUAAAGCCGCUUCAGUGGAGGGGGUUUAGAGGCGAACACAUAAACAGACUCUGAUCUCUUCGUUCAGCCGUUCUCUGUUAACUUCUUAACGUCAUGUAUCAUCCCUGUCACCUUCACAUGUGGCCCAGCGUGGACUAUAAUUGCUGCAGUGUGGAGAGGUUUUUGCGAAUUGGAAGAUUUCUUUUUGUUGAGACUCAGAAAGCAACUAUUUAAUUGUUAAACUGAGAACCUUUGAUUAAAGAAUAAAGAUGUUACAACAGAUCAUUUUAACACUGUAUCUAAAACACAAGCACUGGGCUCAGGACUGGACCCAAACUGAGUACAACAGUCCUUCAUAUCACUUAGUCGAAUCCAUAAAUCCAACCACAGGAUUUGCUCGCACAUAGAAACGGGGGCGGGCGCAGCGAGCUGUCGUCGAAUUUUCCUGGCACAGUGAACUUAAACGGACCGAGCGACCGACCGACUGCACAGCUGAGCCCCAAGGAGCAGCGUUACAGCAGACUAACCGGACGAGGGCUGUUGUGAUCGGUCAGGUUGCAGGCGGCGACUUUCUGUUGGACACCAUCGCUUGGGAUCGUGAAGACAGUCCCUCGGCCUCGCUGCAGACUGGUUUUUGCCACAGGACUUUGCAUUGGUGGCAGUGGAAUAAAAUGUGAGGAGGAUGUUACAGCGUUUCAAACAAAAUAAAGAAAAAAAAAACUUUUAUGGAACUUGAACAGCGGACAAACGCAUCCUUCAGUACAGUAUCAUAUAAGUUAAAGAGAACUCUCAUGUUGUCACGGCAGACCCUGUUUUACUGUCUCCACAGCUGUUUUUGUCUGUGUAGACCAUUGUGCCCUGUGCGUGCUCUUCCUUUUAUCGUUUUUCCUUCCGUCUCGCUCUCUGCCCUUCAUCCUUUUGGGGACUAACGAUGUUCAUCUUCAUAUUGUCCCAUUUCCUCUAUCUCUUAUUUUCUCUCCUCCUCUUUCUCAUCUCUGUCACUUUCCCAUUUGUAUCUUGCCCUCUGAGCAGUGCUCUUUUAUUUUGAGAAAAUAAAAUAUAAUAAACUUGGUAUAUAAAAUACAAGAUGAUGACAAUAAACAAGACACUAAUGUUUUUUUUUUUUUACUUGUGUGGUCAAACAAUCUGCUCACAUCUUGUCAUUGCUCUUUCUUCCCAUUCCUCUGCUCUGCUUCUUUGUAUGUUUGUCUUUACUUUACUGCUGAACUAUUAUUCUUGUACAGAUUGUAAAAUGUAUUAUUUUGUACAACUUUAUUGAAAAAAAGACUUUUAGAAGAUCCCUGUGCCUUGAUCACGACUGUACGUGUAAUGAGCUAAAGUGGGUGUCAUACUGCGCUGUAUAGCUUGGCCAAUCCCCCCUGACUCCCUGCCUCCCUCACCAUUUUCCUCUAUUUCUUUCUUCCUCUUUAUUUUUUUACGUUUCAUUCACUUCUGCCUUCUUUUUUUUUAUUUCCUUUGGGAUUGACGACAACCAACCAUGGCUUUUGCAGUUCUAUUUCUGUUCCCCUGUCCCCCCAUUCUCCUUAUGAUUUAAAUGUCUAUUUUUGGAUCCAUAUACCCCAAAAAGAUAAAUAUAUGAAAUGUAUAUGGGUUUUAAAAAAAAGUAUUUUAUUAGAAUCAAAUGAACCUUGACAAAUUGUACACUUGAUAGUGUGCUUAUUGCUAUAACUUAAAUCCUUUCAAAUGAA